This is a messenger RNA of Prunus avium (sweet cherry), 1224 nucleotides long. Lineage: Eukaryota; Viridiplantae; Streptophyta; Magnoliopsida; Rosales; Rosaceae. The record is from RefSeq and is a predicted model, not a curated record.
AUGCGAGAAGGAAUAGGGUCCCUUUGGAAAUCAAAGACUGGGACCCUUUAUCUUGUCAACAGUUGGCAUGAGAUAAUCAUGUUUAUCUUUGGAGCUUGUGGUGCUAGGAAUGAGAAGCCACCUCGUGGCGAUAUUCUUGUACCUAAGUCUGCAAAGACAUCUUCUGCUUCUAAACUUUGGGCACUUUUGCCGAAGCCAAAGAAUGUUGGUGUUGAGAUGCCAAAGACAAAGAGUGCUGCAAAGCUACCUGAAGCUGAGGCUGAAGCUGAGACUGCCGAAGCUGAGACUGAAACUGAGACUAAAGCUGACACUGAAGCUGAGACUCCAAAGACAUCUUCUGCUUCUAAACUUUGGGCACUUUUGCCGAAGCCAAAGAAUGUUGGUGUUGAGAUGCCAAAGACAAAGAGUGCUGCAAAGCUACCUGAAGCUGAGGCUGAAGCUGAGACUGCCGAAGCUGAGACUGAAACUGAGACUAAAGCUGACACUGAAGCUGAGACUCCAAAGACAUCUUCUGCUUCUAAACUUUGGGCACUUUUGCCGAAGCCAAAGAAUGUUGGUGUUGAGAUGCCAAAGACAAAGAGUGCUGCAAAGCUACCUGAAGCUGAGGCUGAAGCUGAGACUGCCGAAGCUGAGACUGAAACUGAGACUAAAGCUGACACUGAAGCUGAGACUCCAAAGACAUCUUCUGCUUCUAAACUUUGGGCACUUUUGCCGAAGCCAAAGAAUGUUGGUGUUGAGAUGCCAAAGACAAAGAGUGCUGCAAAGCUACCUGAAGCUGAGGCUGAAGCUGAGACUGCCGAAGCUGAGACUGAAACUGAGACUAAAGCUGACACUGAAGCACAUACCUAUUAUAAGGGAAAAGCAAACAAAUGCGAGAAGCCACUUGACGAUAAGAAGCCACCUCAUGGCGAUAUUCUUAAACUUAAGUAUGCAAAGCCAAAGAAUGCUGGUUCUGCAACUUCUGAACUUUUGGCACUUUUGCCAAAUCCAAAAAGUGCUGUAAAGCUACCUUCAGCUGAGAAUGAAGCUGAGAUUGCUGAAGAUGAGAAUGUGGAAGCUGAAAAGCAACAAGCUGAGAAGCCAAAGAGUGCUGCAAAGCUACCUUCAUCUGAGAAUGAAGCUGAACUGCUGAAGAUGAGAAUGUGGAAGCUGAAAAGCAACAAGCUGAGAAGCCAAAGAGUGCUGCAAAGCUACCUUCAUCUGAGAAUGAAGCUGAACUGCUGA